AAGUGAACUAGGCACAUGACAAGUCGAGCUACGUCACUGUGCAGAGAUCCUAUAUAUACAGUUGCCGUGGCAGUUUUCCGCAGUUCUUUCCGACACAGCAGAAAGCGGAGGAAAAGGUUAUAUUUAUCACAAGAAGCCGACUUUUCGUCGAAAUAUAAAAAAAGAUGCAGAUCUUUGUGAAAACCCUGACUGGCAAGACCAUCACCCUUGAGGUUGAGCCAAGUGACACCAUUGAGAACGUGAAGGCCAAGAUCCAAGACAAAGAAGGCAUUCCCCCAGACCAGCAGAGGCUGAUCUUUGCCGGCAAACAGCUGGAAGAUGGACGCACCCUGUCCGACUACAACAUCCAGAAAGAGUCCACCCUCCACCUGGUGCUCCGCCUCAGGGGUGGCAUGCAGAUCUUCGUGAAGACCCUGACUGGCAAGACCAUCACCCUUGAGGUUGAGCCAAGUGACACCAUUGAGAACGUGAAGGCCAAGAUCCAGGACAAAGAAGGCAUUCCCCCAGACCAGCAGAGGCUGAUCUUUGCCGGCAAACAGCUGGAAGAUGGACGCACCCUGUCCGACUACAACAUCCAGAAAGAGUCCACCCUCCACCUGGUGCUCCGCCUCAGGGGUGGCAUGCAGAUCUUUGUGAAAACCCUGACUGGCAAGACCAUCACCCUUGAGGUUGAGCCAAGUGACACCAUUGAGAACGUGAAGGCCAAGAUCCAAGACAAAGAAGGCAUUCCCCCAGACCAGCAGAGGCUGAUCUUUGCCGGCAAACAGCUGGAAGAUGGACGCACCCUGUCCGACUACAACAUCCAGAAAGAGUCCACCCUCCACCUGGUGCUCCGCCUCAGGGGUGGCAUGCAGAUCUUCGUGAAGACCCUGACUGGCAAGACCAUCACCCUUGAGGUUGAGCCAAGUGACACCAUUGAGAACGUGAAGGCCAAGAUCCAGGACAAAGAAGGCAUUCCCCCAGACCAGCAGAGGCUGAUCUUUGCCGGCAAACAGCUGGAAGAUGGACGCACCCUGUCCGACUACAACAUCCAGAAAGAGUCCACCCUCCACCUGGUGCUCCGCCUCAGGGGUGGCAUGCAGAUCUUCGUGAAGACCCUGACUGGCAAGACCAUCACCCUUGAGGUUGAGCCAAGUGACACCAUUGAGAACGUGAAGGCCAAGAUCCAGGACAAAGAAGGCAUUCCCCCAGACCAGCAGAGGCUGAUCUUUGCCGGCAAACAGCUGGAAGAUGGACGCACCCUGUCCGACUACAACAUCCAGAAAGAGUCCACCCUCCACCUGGUGCUCCGCCUCAGGGGUGGCAUGCAGAUCUUCGUGAAGACCCUGACUGGCAAGACCAUCACCCUUGAGGUUGAGCCAAGUGACACCAUUGAGAACGUGAAGGCCAAGAUCCAGGACAAAGAAGGCAUUCCCCCAGACCAGCAGAGGCUGAUCUUUGCCGGCAAACAGCUGGAAGAUGGACGCACCCUGUCCGACUACAACAUCCAGAAAGAGUCCACCCUCCACCUGGUGCUCCGCCUCAGGGGUGGCAUGCAGAUCUUCGUGAAGACCCUGACUGGCAAGACCAUCACCCUUGAGGUUGAGCCAAGUGACACCAUUGAGAACGUGAAGGCCAAGAUCCAAGACAAAGAAGGCAUUCCCCCAGACCAGCAGAGGCUGAUCUUUGCCGGCAAACAGCUGGAAGAUGGACGCACCCUGUCCGACUACAACAUCCAGAAAGAGUCCACCCUCCACCUGGUGCUCCGCCUCAGGGGAGGACAGUAAAUGUCCUAUCGCAUUAAAUGCACAAAAGUUUAAAGUCUGUAAACAUGCACCUUUUUUUUUUUAUUAUUAUUAUUUACCCAUUGCUUGUUUUACUCAAGUGUAACAAAUUUAAGUGACCAAUAAAAUGUUCUGCAUUGAAAAGAUGUUUAUUUUUUUGCAACUUAAUAUAGUAAUGUCUAAGUGUUGGGGUGUUUGCGUUUCUCUUGCCACUGUUAAGUUGAUUUCAUAUGCUUUAAAAUUACUUGACCUGAUUGGCAGUGAUGCUGCUUAACAUUGAUGGUUAAUAAAUCUUGAAUAUCCUGAACUGAA
Messenger RNA from Hemibagrus wyckioides, 2075 nucleotides. It is a transcript of the gene ubb, whose product is annotated as ubiquitin B. Gene Ontology annotation, biological process: modification-dependent protein catabolic process; protein ubiquitination. The coding region runs from base 165 to 1766 and encodes 533 amino acids. The transcript is spliced from 2 exons. Lineage: Eukaryota; Metazoa; Chordata; Actinopteri; Siluriformes; Bagridae. Gene Ontology annotation, cellular component: cytoplasm; nucleus. The record is from RefSeq and is a predicted model, not a curated record. Gene Ontology annotation, molecular function: protein tag activity; ubiquitin protein ligase binding.